Centruroides sculpturatus (bark scorpion) is the source of this 544-nucleotide messenger RNA. RefSeq lists its product as uncharacterized. The coding region runs from base 71 to 484 and encodes 137 amino acids. The record is from RefSeq and is a predicted model, not a curated record. The transcript has 4 exons. NCBI's taxonomy places the organism in Eukaryota, Metazoa, Arthropoda, Arachnida, Scorpiones, Buthidae.
UAGUGUGUGUGUGUAUAUAUUCUAAGAAACUGCUUUACGUUAUUAAUUGUCAAUAAGUUUUUGAUUCAGCAUGUACGUCGUUUGGGCUAUAUAUGUGUUUUCUAUUAUCCUCACUGUGAAUGGAAUUUCAGUUGAAAGAUUCUGUCCUGUUAAUGAAGAGUAUCGAUGGGAUAGUUACGAAUCCACUUGUGAUAAAGUACUGCAUAGAAGUUGGACUUUAAAGAAAUGGGACGGAUGCUUUUGUAAAAGUGGUUUUAUACGAGAUGAAAAUACCGAUUCGUGUAUAACUGUAGAAUCGUGUAGCGAUAGAGUAUGUAAAGAAGAAAACACAGAAUUAAAUUUAUUUGGUCGAUUAACGGUAUGUAAUGGAUCCGGAAUUUCGUCUUCUAUGACGUAUCCUCUAGGAUAUUUUCCUAUAUGUACUUGCAAAACUGGAUAUGCUAUAAAAAUCCACAGGUGCAUCCCUAAAUCGGAAUGUACAUAACGUGUUAUGAUGGAGUGGAAUCUUUUGUAUUUAUUGUAUAUAUAUAUAGAGAGAGAGAGA